This is a messenger RNA of Penicilliopsis zonata CBS 506.65, 2796 nucleotides long. RefSeq lists its product as hypothetical. Gene Ontology annotation, cellular component: nucleus. The coding region runs from base 28 to 2325 and encodes 765 amino acids. Gene Ontology annotation, biological process: regulation of transcription by RNA polymerase II; DNA-templated transcription. Lineage: Eukaryota; Fungi; Ascomycota; Eurotiomycetes; Eurotiales; Aspergillaceae. The record is from RefSeq and is a predicted model, not a curated record. Gene Ontology annotation, molecular function: DNA-binding transcription activator activity, RNA polymerase II-specific; zinc ion binding; RNA polymerase II cis-regulatory region sequence-specific DNA binding. The transcript has 2 exons.
CCCCCCCAAAACAAACUCAGCUUCACCAUGAGCCACGAGCUGGACGCGUUGCUUGCCUCCAACCCACCACCCGCCGUGCGCAGACGUCCUCGUCCUCCACUCUCCUGCGCCGAGUGCCGCCGCCGCAAGCUGCGGUGCGACCGGGAGCUGCCCUGCGACCAGUGCACAAAGGGGCUUCGCGUUGACCGCUGCUUCUACCAGGACCCUCAUCGGCCGCCUAAGCGGUCCGCCACUGACGCAGGGCUCGAUCAGUUGGCCCCUGAGCUGUACAACAACAACAGCAUCAGCAGCGGCAGCAAUAGCAAUAGCAAUAGCAAUAACAAUGGCAACAGCCAUGUGUCCUCCGGGUCCCCGCAGGCUAUUGAUAAUUUGCAGUCGCGCAUCAGCAAGCUGGAAACGCUGCUGCUGCGCCAGGCACGGACGAUUGAGCAGCUGCGGGCAGACCGGACGCCAGGCUCGCAGGCGAGUACGGUAGCCGUCGCUACUCCGGUCAGCUCGGCGCCGGCGGCGCUGAAACGCGACUAUUCGCGGGCGCUGCUGGGCGAGUUCAACGAGGCCCUGGAUUUCAUGAAGGAGCUGUGGAGCGAUCCGGCCAUGCACCCGACCCUCAAUGAGUUCCGUCUGUACCACCGGCAGUUUCAUAAGCAAUGGCGCUCGCUGGGCGACGAGGAGGACCGCCAACGAACGGGGUCGGCGAUGCCGUCGGCGAUUCUGGCGCUGCUCCCGCCGCGGGAGACGUGUGACCGUUAUGUCGACUUCUACUGCCGGUACCUGGAGAACACGUAUCGCAUCCUUCACACCCCAUCGUUCAUGCAGGAAUACGAGGCGUUCUGGGCGGAGGGAGAAGGAGACCGUGCCGCGCACUUUUACUCGCUGAUCCCCCAGUUGGCCGUGGUGGUGGCCAUCGCCGCCGCGUUGGACGGGACACCAACCGACACGGACCGGGUGCCCGAGAGGAGGCUUUUCGACACGGUGGAGGACUGGCUGCACUUUGUGGACCGUCGCAAGUCCACCCCGCUGGCCACGUUACGAGUGCACUGUCUGAUGCUGCUGGCGCGCUUCAGCGGCGCGGACCGGACAAAGCGCUCACAUAACCUCUGGGUCACGGCGGGAGAUCUGAUCCGGUUCGCCACGACGCAGAGUUUCCACUGCGACCCCAGCGAGCUGCCGGGUGUCUCCAUCUUCGAGGGUGAGCAACGCCGUCGGCUGUGGAUGACCGUGCGGGAGAUGGAUCUGCAGGCCUCGAUCAUCUGCGGCCGCAGCCCAUACCUACAGGAGCCUGAAAGCACGUGCUGGAGUCCCGGGAAUUUUCACGAUCUCGACUUGUACGAGGGCAUGCCCGAGUAUCCCUCCCCGCGGCCCGUGGACGAAUGGACUGGCUCCUCGAUCCAGGCGGCCUUGGGGCGAUCCCUGCAACUGCGUCUGAAUGCGAUGCGUAUCCUGGGCGGGCUGACGCAGACGCCGUCGCGCUUGGAUGCUGCGCUCGAGGCUGCCGACCAGCUCGAACGCUUUAUCCGUGGUCUGCCUGAUGUGCUGCAGCUGCAGCUCCCGCGCAGCCACCAAACAGAUUCGCCCGCCCGCCUCUUUAGCCAGAUUCUCUGUGACGUCCAUCUUCGUCGGCCUCUGCUCUGUCUCUGGCAGAAACUAGCAUCGUCGGCGACUUCCGACCGUAUCUGCAUCGAUGCGCGCCUCGGCACCCUCCGCUCGUCGCUGGUCUUCCUGACCCACCGGGGGCUCUUUGACUUGGGCGAUGCAGAACUACGGUCCAUGCAGACCGUCGCGCCGACGAAUCUCUUCUACGAAACGCUCAAAGCGGAUAUAAUGCGCGCGAGCUUCGGUGUCUGUUGGGAAAUCAAGCGGCGGAAACGCUUCCCUCUCCACGACCUGGGCCUACCAGAUGUCUCCGUGGCGCUGGAGCUUGCCAGUCCCAAGGAUCCCACGGUCCAUCAGACCGGCGAGCUGGUGGCCGCCGUGGACGAGCUCUGCCAGUUCAUGAUGUCGAACAUGGGCACGCUCUGGCGCGACGUGAAAAACGCCUUCCGGCUCGCCGUCGUUCUGUCCUCCAUCCAACCUGCAGAAGGGACGGAAACUCCACAGGAACGCAUGCAGCGCACCACCAUGCAGGUCCUCGAGGCGUGUCGAAAACAUGACCCGUUCCGACAGAUUGUUCCGAACCUCGAUCCCAGCCUAGCCGACACGAUGAUGCAAAACGAAAAUGUAGCGUUGUCCACGGCAUCUCUUGAGCUACCGACCGAGACCUCCCUGUGGUUCGGAGAAGAUUGGCCUGUCUUCCCGGAAUUCCCUGUACGUCUCGAGACAGUCUGAUACAUGUUGACAGUGACCAUGUACUCACCUUCCUCCAGGCAUCGGACGGCAGCGCAGACCCUGGUUUAACCUGGACUUUUGAACAAUAGACUCGAGGAUUUCUGUCUUGGACAUGAGAGCGAUAUACCCUGUUUUAAGCGAUAUACCCGAUUUACAAAAGUAUGCUUCAUCUCCUAAUGGAGUCAAUGGUCAUUUUUCUUGGAAUCGAUAUCACAAUCAAAAUCAAUUCUUCUAUCCAUCUACAACCUCCCCGAUAGACCUAGACAAGCCUCCCCCUUCCCCCCCCCACUCCUGGAUGGGGGCGUGGGCCUCUUGGCAAAUACAGGUCCACUGCACUAGAGGGAGACAUGGUUGAUGCCUGGCUUUGACCUUCGUUGGGCUGUUACCAGGUUGUAUACAUGUUGGAAGUCCUAUUUGAGUGUAGAGUUGUUAUGGUAGUUCCGCUUGUGGAAUAGGUAUACUACUCGUCUG